AUGCCAUUCCAAUGGAACCACCGCAUGGCAUCGCUCCGUGUCGCUGGUGGUCAUGGCCGGCAGACGUCGUGCUUGGACGCGCAGCAGAUCCAGCGCGUCAACCAGCAAGCCGAGGUUCUCUUCGGCAAGGAGCACGUCCUGGAGCCCAACUUUGCUGCACCGAUGCCGGUCCCCGAAGUGUACGAGCACCCCGACGAGGAGGAGCUCCUUGGUGUCGAGUACGCCAUGUGCCAGUCCACCAGCUUCACUCCGAGGGACUACUACGUGCAGAAAGUUGAGGAAGAGCAGUCGCGUGAGGAAGAGGAGGAGGAGGAAGAGUCAACAGAGCAGGGAGACGACGAGACGGCGGACGAGGGUCUCGGCAUGUCUUCUGAUCCAGAGGAGGACCCGAUAGACAGAGUCUGUGGGAAGCACGUCGUCCUCACCCAGGCAGAACAGGCGGAAGAGAAGGACAGUCCUGCCCUACAAGACGUGCUGAUGAGCCAUCGACAUCUGCAUCUGCCAGGUAUAGAGGAAGUCGAAGCACUGGCCUUGCUCCUCCUGGAACUGGCCGACAACAGCGACCACCACCUAGUGCCGGCUGACCUCAGGCAGAAGAUCGCCGCCGCCGCCAGCUCUCUCCACGACCACGACAAGACCGCCGCCCGCUUCGUCAAGCGAUACGAGUCCAGGUGGGGCUACACUUUGUUCGGUCGGUGCCUUGGGGCGGACUCUCCCGAGACCAGAGCAGCCCAGAAAACAAAGUUUGGCUGCAUGAGGUACGCUCAGGCGGCACAGGUGACCGAGGACAGUCGCCUGCUCUACCUCCUCCUCAAGAUGCUGAAGAACCGAGCGCCGACCAAUCAGCUCACCUCCCCCAGCAAGAUCACGGCUUCUUUGAAGGGACAGUAUAAGAGGAUUGCAGACCGAGUCCGAGACGACCCCAUCCUCGGCAGUCUCGCCAUUCCACUGCCCAACUUGAACGCCAAGUCCAUCUCGACCUUCACUGCCAGGGAGGAGAAAAAGGCCAACUACGGGGCGACUGUAGUGCCGAAGGUGACGCCUCACCUGAAAGUGCUGUCAGCUGUCACAGCCUGUGCCUCCUGUGAACCGGCCCGUUCAGCCCACGGCGUCAUCCUCCUUCACUCGGCCAAAGCCUGCUGA
This is a messenger RNA of Hypomesus transpacificus, 1143 nucleotides long. RefSeq lists its product as uncharacterized. The coding region runs from base 1 to 1143 and encodes 380 amino acids. NCBI's taxonomy places the organism in Eukaryota, Metazoa, Chordata, Actinopteri, Osmeriformes, Osmeridae. The record is from RefSeq and is a predicted model, not a curated record. The transcript has 3 exons.